This is a messenger RNA of Oppiella nova, 762 nucleotides long. The record is from the annotation of a GenBank genome assembly. NCBI's taxonomy places the organism in Eukaryota, Metazoa, Arthropoda, Arachnida, Sarcoptiformes, Oppiidae.
AUGGUAACCAACCUCUUGGCUGCAGAGACAAUGGUCUCCCCGUCUUCCACUUUACCCCCGAAUCCAUUCCAGAGACCCAAUCCAUGGCCUCUCUUCUUAAGACCCAAUAGGAUAAUCUCGAGAAUAUAUACAUGCCUAAGACCUCAACUGUUGUCAAAAUACACGCCAAAAUUCAGAGCACAUGCUCAUUACCUUAGGCAUUCGGAUAGUGUCCGCCAAUGGCUGUGCAAUGGACAGGGAGUAACACCCGAACAAUGGACUACCCUUAAGUCGGAAUGCAUUAAUCCCCGGAUUAAGCAAUUAAUGCCAGAGAAUGGAGUGAAUACGUGGCAAAAGUGCAGCGAAAGAGUAACCGAUUUGUGUGAUGACAGCCAAUGGAUGGACGGCAAGGAUUGCGCCAAAGAGAUGCUUUCGGAACAAGAAGUUGGGGAAAUGCAUGACUGGUACAGGAGUCGGGUCAUACAAAUGAGAAAUAAUUUGCAAAUAAUCAAAAGUUGUUAUCAACAGCAACGGAAAAAUGUCAAAAAUCCUUAGGAAACCCACUUUUGCCAUACACUCAUAACUCCACUCGUAUUUUCAAGAUUUAAUUUCGGUUUAUAUUUUACUACAUUUUAUUGCUUUUCUCUGAAAGAAAUUUCAAUAUUUUGUUUACUAUUGACUAAACCCUUAAGCCCUUUAUAUUAUGCUUAGAUUUAGCGCUUUUAAACUCAUUGUAAUCCAAGAAUCCGUCAUUAUUUGUAUCGUCAGUCCGUAACAACAUAU